Molecule: messenger RNA, 695 nt
Organism: Misgurnus anguillicaudatus (oriental weatherfish)
Lineage: Eukaryota; Metazoa; Chordata; Actinopteri; Cypriniformes; Cobitidae
Source: RefSeq, a predicted model, not a curated record
UAAUGAGCGGAACGCCUACCGGCGCAGGUAGAGGGAGGAGGAGCUCCCGUGACGUCACGGGCGGAUCCGAGUGAAAAACACAAGCUGAAAAAAUACUGAGCUACAAGCGAUCAGGUUUGAGUCAGAAAGCUUUCAUCAUGUCCUUCGAUCUGAGUGCAGCUGCUGGAGGAGAUGAGGUGAAGAAGGCUGAAGCCAACGAGGUGCAGGGGAUUUUUGGGUUUGGAAAAAAGGAUAAAGACAAAGACAAAAGCAAAGAUAAGAGUGAUUCCAAAGACAAGGAGCAUAAAGACAAGGACAAAGGGAAGGACAAAGACAAACAUAAGGAGCAUAAAGACAAGGACAAGAAGAAAGAUAAAGAGCACAAGAAGAAGAAGAAGGGCGGCCACAGUUCCUCUUCCUCCAGUGAUGAUGACUGAAGCAAGACUGAGGACAUUUACACAAUAAAUUAUUAAUGCUUUGUAAUGCAAGUUAUAUAGUGAACACGAUCUCAACAUCUUGGUAAUGCAGAAAGGAUGUAGAAGUUGAUUGAACCCUUGAAUGAAGCCAUGGGAUGCACUUCAAAAACCUUCCACAAGAUGGCGGUGCUCACACGUGAAAAUUUCAUUGUCUCAAACUUCUUUGAAGAUCCAAUGGUAGAUCAUUAUUUUCUGUAAAACCUGCUUCCUGCUUUAAUAAACAUGACUCCUUAAAUCUAA